Molecule: messenger RNA, 3976 nt
Organism: Phalacrocorax carbo (great cormorant)
Lineage: Eukaryota; Metazoa; Chordata; Aves; Suliformes; Phalacrocoracidae
Source: RefSeq, a predicted model, not a curated record
ACGGCCGCCGUUGGCCGCUCCGCCCUCCCCGGCCCGUUGCACGAGCGCGCGGCCCGGCCCGAGGAUGCGGGAAGGGCCGGCGCUGCCCCCCCCCGCCGCCGCCGCCGGCGCCGCCCCGGUGCCCGGCUUCCUGGCCAAGCUCUGGGCGCUGGUGGAGGACCCGCACAGCGACGACGUAAUCUGCUGGAGCAGGAAUGGUGAGAACUUCUGCAUUCUGGAUGAGCAGAGGUUUGCCAAGGAGUUACUCCCCAAGUACUUCAAGCACAACAAUAUCUCCAGCUUCAUACGACAGCUUAACAUGUAUGGUUUCAGGAAGGUGAUUGCUCUGGAGAAUGGUAUGGUUACGGCAGAGAAAAGCUCAGUCAUUGAGUUCCAGCACCCCUUCUUCAAGCAAGGGAAGGCACACUUACUGGAAAACAUCAAGCGCAAGGUAUCUGCAGUAAGAACGGAGGAUCUCAAGGUCUGUACGGAGGAUUUGCACAAAGUACUCUCAGAAGUCCAGGAAAUGAGAGAGCAGCAGAACAACAUGGAUGUCAGACUGGCUAACAUGAAGAGAGAAAAUAAGGCCCUGUGGAAGGAAGUGGCAGUUCUAAGGCAGAAGCACAGUCAACAACAGAAGCUGCUGUCUAAGAUUCUUCAAUUUAUACUAAGUUUGAUGCGAGGGAAUUAUAUUGUUGGGGUCAAAAGAAAAAGGUCUCUAACAGAUGCUGCAGGUGCUUCACCUUCCAAAUACAGUCGUCAGUAUGUUCGCAUACCGGUGGAGAGUGGCCAAGCAGUGGCUUUUUCGGAACAUAAUGCGGAUGUUGAGGAUGGAAAUGGUACAGGUCUUGUCAUUCGAGAUAUCACUGAUACCCUAGAAAACGCCACCGAUGGUCUCCUUGCUGUGGCACACACAAGUGGCAGAGCCAGAGAGACACAGGCAGCUCUGGAUCCCAGCUUACCUAUUUGUCAAGUAUUGCAGCCAAAUGAGUUAAGUCGUGCAGAACCUGUCCCACCAGUUCUUAUAAACGAUGUCAGCAAAUCCAGUGAAAUAGGAAAUGUUGCUGUGGAACUCCAUUCUGCACAACCUAAUGCUCCAGAAGACCCCGUGUCAGUGAUUGACUCCAUCUUGAACGAGAACAGCUCUGGAAACCAAAAUGAUCCUUUACUGGAAAGAGAAGAAAUUCAGGAUUUUCUUAAUUGCAUUGAUGCCAGCCUUGAAGAGCUUCAAGCAAUGUUAUCUGGGAAGCAGUAUAACUUUGGUUCUGAAGCUUUCAGUGAUACAUUUAAUCCAGAGCUGCCAGCCCUGGAUAUAAGCUUGAUGGAAACUUCCCCUGGUAUGGAAAAUGUAAGCAUUGCAGACUUGACAGAGACCACUGAAGAUCCGGGAGCGAGUGAGGGAGACACAGCAGGAAGCAAAGAUAUGCAGCUGAUACAGUACAGGGCCAAUCCUCUGCUUUCAUUAUUUGAAGAACUACCCUCAAGCGAAGCUGCAGGGAAGACAGAGGAUCCGAAAGACCUGCUGCCCCCCUUGGAGGAGAAACCUGCUCUUCAUCCUCCACCAGAUAGUGAAACUGUCUUGCCGCUAACAACUCCAACGAGCCAGACUGAGCCUCUGGACGCACUGGGAAUGGGCGACCCACCGCUCCUCUCGGAAGAUGGGAGUGGAGAGUAUAAACUGUUUCCGCUCUUGCUCCUCAGUCCUGUUGCUAACUUCAUAGAAGAGGCCUCUGAGAUAGAAACUUCUUGAACUCACGUAACAUCUGCAACUGGCUCAGUGAUGUGAAAUGGACAGCAAGAAGUUUGACCUCUCUCCUCACCUGCUUCCUGGGUGCCGUGUUCUCCAUGGACAAAAGGAAGUUCUCUUUCUACAAGCAAAGAGUGCAUCUGGAAAAACUGAGCACAAGCUCAGAAGAAGAGCUGGUGGGAGUAAAGGCACUGGGCAGAGGGGAAGAACAACCUCCCUGUAAACGUACCACAGCAUGUUCCAUAACUUUUUAUCUGAUAUCCUUAUUGCAAAGGAAAUGUGUUUGUAAAGUUUGGCUGGGUUAUUUUUAUUGGUGGGUUUUGGUUUGGUUUUGGUUUUUUUUUUAUUAGCUGGAUAGUAACGUGGUGUGUAAUAUUUUAAACGUAGAUUUUACUCUUUCUAAGAGCCCAUUUUAAUAGGUGGCUUGUUUACUGUUUGGAAUUAAGAUUGUUGGGGGUUUUUUUAAUUUUGUUUUUAAUUUGAGAUCUGUUUUGAUAGUUUGUGGCUACAAUUGUUUGCAUCUGCUUAGGUCACUUUCGUACUCCUAGAUUUGCUCCUAGGUACAGGGAACGUUUUUUCCUAUGGAAAAUUGCAUUUUAACUGUGGAAUAUUACUUUUUAACAUGCUAACACACAUCCAUUGCCACAGUUUGUAGGUGUUGUGGUAGGAAGUGCUUGCCACCCUGCGUAAUGCUGGUUUCUCAUGCACAUUGCAUGGCAGUUCUCCUAGGGUAACUUGCACCUAGCUCACAGGUUGUGUGUCCUCAGAAAUUUUGAGUAGAACUGAUUCAUGUCUAGCAAAGUCCAGCAGCUGCCCUUAAAAUAGGGGCGGGGGGGGGUAGAGAAGGCAGAAAGGAGUCAUGGGGUAACUUGCAUUGAUGCAGGACGUGACAUUAAGAUUCCUCUUCUGCUUGCAGCAGCUACUCGUCUACCUGACCCUUUAUGAACACUGGACUUCUUCCUCCAUUUUCUGCUUGUGGAAUCUUAAAGCUGAACUAACUAGAUGCAUUUGAGUCCUUUGACAGCAAAUUACAAAACUAGUGUCUGGUUAAUCAAAAAACCUUUCCCCAAAAUUCCUUUCUACACUGUUUUCCUAACUUCUUUGAGCAACUGUAAGGUGGACAGCAGCUCCUGGUGUCAGUGGGAUUGCCAGCUCUCCUUCGCUGAUACCAAGUUUCUAACAGUCUACCACUAGCCCACACAAACCUGGAGCCUGCUGUAGUGAUACAAAACCGUUGGGACUAGAAGAGGCCUGGAAGCGGGUAGAAAACCCGUUGUAUAAUAUCACGUGAUAUUUCCUACCAGCACAAUUACUUGAAAAUUUUAUUCAAGUUUUAGGAAUCCAGGCUACCUACAGGGUUUGUUCUCUCCAAAGUUUCUGAGCAAGUUUUGAGAUCUUUUAUAUUCAAGAAUCCAAGUUAAUCUGAUAUUCUAAAGCCUACUAGAUAACGCACAUUAUGCUAGCCUUGCUUAAUUGGGUUUGUGCUUCAUUGUCAAAUCUUUUGAGUUGCAGAGGAGGAUCUUGCUACUGAGUGUGUGUGUAUGUGUAAAGCCUUCACAGUGUCGUUUCAUUCCCAUGCUUCUGUAACUGUUCUUUACCUCAUGACCCUUCGUCUUUGUAUCUUUUGAAUUGCCUUUCGUCAAGUACAUCUUAUGCUAGCCCUUUCUAGUCUCUUUUUUUUUUUUUUUUUUGCUUCUUUUGUGAGACAUGGGCUGAAGAGUCUCAAGUUUUUGUGAGCUAAAGGGAGAGGGGGAAAUGAGUGAAUAUCUGUCUUGGGUUCCACUUUUGUUUUUUCCAUUUCUUCCCAAAGGCCUCAAUUUUGUCAAGAGUGAAACAGUAAGAAACAGACUUUUCUUCUGUGCUGGUUUGACAGCAUAGUGGAGACAACAAAGUUCUCUGGGAGGCUGAUCUUCUGUAACUCUGACUUCCUGAACAGGCUAGGCCGAAGUGUAGUUCCUGUAAGGGAUUCCUGUCAUGUUCUUCCAUCGUGGAGUCCUCUGAUCUCAGUGCGUCUCACUGUCAGAUACUUGAUCUGAUUGCAUAAUAGUUUUUUAAUACACUCUCUCUUAAGUUAAGAAACCAAGGCUUAAGAAAACUGCAAAUAAACUUGUGCAUCUGUGUCUGGUUUAUGUACUGGUCUAGGAAGAGUCUGUGUUCAUGCAGGUUUCCUAAGAACGAUGGCAAUGGGAAGGCUGAAAAGCAAGGAAAACCCACAUGCUGAAACAAUUAAACUCAAGAACUGUGAAACCA